AUGGACAGCGUGGUGAUGGUGAAGAGCGAGAUCGAGAGCUACGCGGCGGGGCCGCCGGUGAUGGGCCGCGGCGGCGGUGAAGUUGAGACUGGGCAGGUCAUCGUCAGGAGGCGGAGGAGGGAGCCCACGGCGGCGUCGCUCGGGCCGGUCGGCGGCGGCAUCGGCAAGGGGGCGUCGAUUCCGGGCGUGGCGGUCAAGAGGAGCUCCAGGUUCCGCGGGGUCAGCAGGCAUCGGUGGACGGGCCGUUACGAGGCGCACCUCUGGGACAAGAACUCGUGGAACCCCACGCAGAGGAAGAAGGGCAAGCAAGUGUAUCUAGGAGCGUACGACGAGGAGGAGGCGGCGGCCAGGGCCUACGACCUCGCCGCUCUCAAGUACUGGGGCGCCACCACCUACACAAACUUCCCGGUAUUGGACUAUGAGAAGGAGCUCAAGAUAAUGGACACCCUUACAAAGGAAGAGUACCUCGCUUCACUAAGGAGGAAGAGCAGUGGCUUCUCGAGAGGUGUCUCCAAGUACAGAGGCGUUGCUAGGCAUCACCAGAACGGGAGAUGGGAGGCGAGAAUCGGGCGCGUCUUCGGCAACAAGUACCUCUAUCUCGGAACCUACGGCACGCAGGAGGAGGCGGCGCGCGCAUACGACAUCGCGGCGAUCGAGUACAAGGGCGUGAACGCCGUCACCAACUUCGACCUGCGGUCCUACAUCACGUGGCUCAAGCCGCCCGUCGCUGGACUCGCCGCCAGCCCCGACCACCACCUCCUCGCCAUGCAGCCGCACCCCGUCGAGCUGGACCGGUUCGUCCCGGCCGAGGCGUCGUCCCAGCUCAUGCUCCCUCCUCCUCAGGGCAACCCGUUCGCCCACCUCGACCGCAGCCUCAGCUGCGGCAGCGGAGGGCUAAGGAGGCGGUCCUCGUCGUCGUCGUCGCCCACUGCGCUCAGCCUGCUUCUCAAGUCGUCCAUGUUCCGGCGGCUGGUGGAGAGCAACGACCCGGACUCGCCCCAAGGGACAGGGGGAGGCGGCGGGGACCGCGCCGGCGCGGAGGUGCUAGCGCUGCCGGAGGAUGGGUACGAGUACCGCGACUUCUUCCACGGGGUUCCUACGGACGUGUGUGGCCUCUUUUCGUCACCGAGCAGCGGCGCCCGAGCCGGUGCCGCGGCCGGGUUUCAAGGGGGCGUCGUCUCGUGCUACGGUGACGACGGCGGCGACAGGAUGAUGCCGACGACAUGGGAUGGGUUCGGGAACAUGGCGUCUCUGUAGGACCGUGCUGGA
This is a messenger RNA of Lolium rigidum, 1269 nucleotides long. RefSeq names its product AP2-like ethylene-responsive transcription factor AIL7. The transcript has 8 exons. The record is from RefSeq and is a predicted model, not a curated record. Gene Ontology annotation, biological process: regulation of DNA-templated transcription. Bases 1 to 1257 code for a protein of 418 amino acids. Lineage: Eukaryota; Viridiplantae; Streptophyta; Magnoliopsida; Poales; Poaceae. Gene Ontology annotation, molecular function: DNA-binding transcription factor activity; DNA binding.